This is a messenger RNA of Hyalella azteca, 3599 nucleotides long. It is a transcript of the gene Glg1, whose product is annotated as Golgi apparatus protein 1-like. Bases 234 to 3599 code for a protein of 1121 amino acids. Gene Ontology annotation, molecular function: fibroblast growth factor binding. The record is from RefSeq and is a predicted model, not a curated record. Lineage: Eukaryota; Metazoa; Arthropoda; Malacostraca; Amphipoda; Hyalellidae. The transcript is spliced from 22 exons. Gene Ontology annotation, cellular component: Golgi membrane.
UGCACUGGGCAGAUCUUACGCGCCGCACCCAAACAAGAGCCGGCCACAAGUUACUCUCUCCUCGAGGCGAACGUCUACACUGAGCGAAUCUUGUCCAUUAAACUAUCGUUAAUCGAAAAACAGUGCAGCGAUUAUGCAUGAUGACUAGAGUUGAAUGCAUUUUGUAGCUGAAAACAAUUGCCAGUUGUCUUUUUGACUAGUUAAGAAGGUUAUUUUUCUAAAUUACGAAAACAAUGGAAAACUUGAUGAAAACUAAUGCUUUGACAUGGUUUGCAUUAGGAAAUUUUCUUAUUUAUUGCUGUCUUUUGAAUAUUGAAGUUGAGAGUGUAGACCAGACUGGAUUUAAACCUCAACAAAACCAAAUUGGAAUUGAAAGGUUCUCUCAAGAUGAGCUGCAUGGACAGAAGGAAAUUCUACCCCUGCCUAAUUUACCAGCAGUGAAUGACAAAUCAUUAAAUGGGGGAUUGCCUAUAGGACUCAGAAAGCCAACAGUGCCUCAAUUGACAGAAGAUCAAGAAUGUAAUCAAGAAUUCAGAAAUCUUUGUGGAAAAGAAGUAGUUGACAACUUUAGUUUGCUGAUGUGCAUUCAGAAUAAGGGGAGAAGUGAGAGCAAUCUUCUAAGCCAAAAAUGUCACCAUCUCUUGUGGUCCUAUAAAAUGAACAUGACUGUUUCUGGCCGUGUGGAGAAGGUUGUGCAAGACUUGUGUGCUUCAGAGCUCAGUCGAGUGGAAAUCCCAUGCAAGAGUUCCUCUGUUCCUGGUCACGUUCUCACAUGCCUCACUGAACACCUCAAUGACUUACAAGAUGAAAAAUGCCAUCAGUAUCUGAUCAAAAUAGCUGCUAUCAUCUUCAGUGACUACCGGCUAGUGAGCCACAUGACGGAGAGCUGUAGCCAAGACAUAGAACAGCAGCAGUGUGGCAGACUACAGCCUCUUGUUGAGCCUUCGUCUCACUCACAGGGCUUUGUUAUCGAGUGCCUUAGUAGGAAUGCUGAUAAAUUGUCAACUGAAUGCCACCAGCAAAUUCUCAGACUGGCGGAACUUCAAGCUGAUGACUUUCAUUUGGAUCGCCCUCUUUAUUUCGCCUGCCGCGACGACAGAGAAAACUUUUGCCGCAACGUGCGAGCGGGGCAUGGUCGCGUGUACAAGUGCCUCAUGAAGCACAAGCUGGAGCGAACCAUGAGCAAAGAGUGCGCGGAGCAGCUGAGCAACCGUCAGCGUCUGAUCCAAGAAGACUACCAAGUGUCCAAGGGGCUCGCCAAGGCCUGCCGCGCGUCCAUCCAGAGCCUCGACUGUCGGCAGAAGGUCAGGGAGGGACUGGGGCACUCCGUGAAGCUCUCAGCCAUCCUGCUGUGUCUUGAGGGCGGACUCAGGAAAGGUGAGAGUAUUGACACAACGUGCCAGGAAGAGAUGCUGAACCACCGCCGCAUGCUGCUAGAAGACUACCAACUCACGCCCGACCUCGUGGUGGCCUGCAAGACGGAGCUCAAGCGCUUCUGUGGCGGAGGUCUCGUACUUAAAUUCUGUCCAGUGGCCUGCAAGACGGAGCUCAAGCGCUUCUGUGGCGGAGGCAAGGAGCUGGGCGGCCGCACCCUGCACUGCCUCAUGAAGCACGCGCGCCAGCGACCUAAGGUCACCAGGGAGGGUCUUGAGGCCACGCCGGUGUCGCCCCAGUGCCGCAGGCAGGUGGAGGACGCAGUGAAGGUGAGCGAUGCUGGAGAAGACUGGCGCAUUGACCCUGUCCUACACGAGGCUUGCCAGCCUGUGGUGGAGAGGGCGUGUCCUACGCUGCUCGGUGGACAAGCCAGAGUGAUGCGCUGCUUGAUCCGCCAUCUGGGGACGCCCAUCAUGACGGGCCAGUGCGAGACAGCGCUGCUGGAGAUCCAGUAUUUCGUGGCUCGUGACUGGAAGCUGGACCCGCAGCUUUACUCCGCCUGCUACGACGACUCGGUCAACAAAUGUCAUGCCAAAACUACCUGGGCGACUCAGGGGCAAGACACGGACCCUGAGAGAGGCGUCUUAGUGCUGCCAUGCCUGUUCAGGCACAUUUAUCACCCUGACCCCAAGCACAAGAUCAGCGACGCGUGCAGCGAGGAGGUGCGGCGCGUGAUGCACGAGCGCUCAGCGUACGUAGACCUGCAUCCUGAGAUCGAGGCGUCGUGCAUGCCUCACCUGGCGACCCUCUGCUCCCAGCGCACCCAGCCUGGCGAGGAGCUGCUGUGUCUGCAGGAGAACCUCGAAAGGUGCGUUCUGUUCACGUACGAACUGCUUAUGGUAUGCGCGGCCGAGUCUCGGCAGGGCAGCAGUGGGCCUGAAGGCUCUGUCAUGGAGUGCCUCGUGCGCAACAAGAACAACCCCGUCGUCAGGGAGAACAACAAGUGCAGGGCUGUCAUCGAGAGCUUCCAGGUUGUGUCUCUGAAGGAGGUCUCGUUCAGUCCCAAAUUCAAGCGCGAAUGUCACAGCAACGUCGCUAAAUUCUGCAGUAAUUCUAAGAGCAAGAAGGAGGUCGUGGAUUGCCUCAGCAAGCAUGUCCGCGACGAAAUUCUACGCGACGAUCGACCACAGAUAUCAGGUGGCUGCCGUGCCCAGCUGCGCAACCUGCUGCUGCAGCGACACUCGACCUUAGCGCUGGACCCUGAGCUGCAGGGCAUGUGCGGCUUAGAUAUCAAACUCCACUGCGCCGACGUUCCUCUCAACGUGCCUGGAGCUAAAUACAAGGACGAGCCGAUGUUUGACAGUCAGUGCCGACGCGUGGUGGUGGGGCGGAUGGUGGAGCAGAACAGCGACGCGAGACUCAACCCUGCGCUGCUGCACGCCUGCGACCAGAUGAUCAAACUGCGCUGCCCUAACGUCAACCUGCCCGACGUGCUGACCUAUGAUGACAGUCAGUGCCGACGCGUGGUGGUGGGGCGGAUGGUGGAGCAGAACAGCGACGCGAGACUCAACCCUGCGCUGCUACACGCCUGCAAUGUCGACAUCCCCCGCCACUGCUCCAAGAUCUUCCAGGAGAUGAAGAGCUCCAAGACUGAGUUCAACGGCAAGCUCGUUGCAUGCCUUCAGAGCGCUCUGGCGCACCAGUCGCUGACCCCGGCGUGCGCGGGGCAGGUGGUGCAACGCACCAGGGAGGCUGCACUCAACUACAAGAUGGAUGCUCAGCUCGCUGAUGCUUGCGGCGAAGAGGUAAAGAUGCUGUGCCACAAUGAGGCUGCUGAAGAAGAAGCAGGAGUGGCUGGCGCCGUGGAGGAGUGCCUCAAGCUGGCGCUGGAGCAGAACAGACUUGAGGUGCCCGCGUGUAAGCAGCACAUUGCUGACAUCAUCGAGAGUCAGCACAUUGACAUCCAUGCUGAUCCUCUCCUACAUGAGACCUGCGGCGUCGAUGACGUCAAGUUUUGUGCUGACCAGGAGAACGGCAAGCAUUUGUCGUGCUUGUUCGAGGUACUGGAUCGGAACCAUGCCGGUCUAGAGCGAGCGUGUCGAGAGAUGCUGUUCACGAGGCGUAAGCUCUUCCAGCAAGCUAUGAGGAGACAUGAUAUGCCCUGCUACAUCUCUCAUCUCAGAGACAUGAUAUGCCCUGCUGCAUCUCCCAUCUUAGAGACAUGA